GUAGCGGAGGAUGAAUGGGAGACGGUCUCCGGGGAGAAAACACACACACAUACAUGCACGCGCACACACACGCGCGAGCGCACAGACACCAGCUGUGUUCCGAUUGGCUGCUUCUCCGGAUCAUAAAAGGAGCGGGAAGGUCUCGGGCGCCAAUCAGCUCUAUUUGAUGUGCGCGAGAGGCAGUGGACGUUUCAUCCGCGAGCUCAGCGAACACACUGCUCCGUAUUCCUUUGACGGCUUUAACGGAAAGAACACGCCUUGAAUUUUGUCUCAUAAAAGCGGAGGAUUGAAUGGAAACGUUUCUGUGUUUGAGAACAUUAGCCGUCCGUUAGUCACUGGCUGCACGAGCGAGGCUAGCUCGGCUAAUUCUCCUGCACUCUCUGAGGAUGUGACGGUUAGCCAAGCUAGCUGUUUUGAAGCGGAGCAGCCUGAUAAGGUUAGUUAUGUUCCGUUAUCGUCAUUGUAUCGCUACGUCGACGUCUUUGUGGUUAUUCUGAAACAAGGCUGUGUGAGGACACCUCAGUGAAAGAAUAGCCUAGCCAUAAAGAAGAGACUGAGGCGAUAACGGUAACGUUAACGUUAAUCCAACCGCGAUGAUGCGGUUAUGCGUCCGGGGCAGCACGUAGGUCAGGUCACACCACCGGAGUGUGGUCCCGGUACCUCUUCGUUGUGAUUCGCUAGGAUGGGACACGCUGGCUCCGUAAAGCUCCGUGCUGCUCUCCGUGUGCUGCGUUCAGCGCUCUGCGGGUCUCCGGUCGAAGCUACGGCGGCUGGUUGCGAAUUUCUGGCCUGAGCCGAGCGCUUCCCUCCCCCCGUUCGGCCUUUCAGAUCAGCGGACUCUCCCCGGUCCGGGAGCGGCAGAGUUGGAGGAUAUACCAGACGGACCUGGACCUCCAGAGUACCAACAAUGGACGAUACCGGAAUCAUUCGGCGCAGGAGGCUGCAGGAUCUUCCCCUGCCUCGUAAAAACAGCAGUUGCCGCACCAGUAACAGAAAGAGUCUAAUUCUCACCUCAACAUCGCCUACUUUGCCCCGCCCACACUCUCCUCUACCUGGACACAUCGGAAGUAGCCCUCUGGACAGCCCUCGCAACUUCUCUCCCAGCACUCCUGCUCACUUCUCUUUUGCUUCCUCUAGACGGGACGGGCGCCGUUGGUCUCUGGCCUCUCUUCCUUCCUCUGGGUAUGGCACCAACACACCCAGCUCAACGUCUUCCAGUUCCUCUCAGGAGCGUCUACACCAGCUGCCCUUCCAGCCCACCAUGGAUGAGCUACACUUUCUGUCCAAACACUUUGGCAGCACAGAGAGCAUUACGGACGAUGAUGGGGGGCGGUGCUCUCCACACGUACGCCCUCGCUCACGCAGCCUCAGUCCGGGCCGUUCUCCAUCCUGCUAUGACAACGAGAUAGUGAUGAUGAACCAUGUGUACAAAGAGCGCUUCCCAAAGGCCACAGCUCAGAUGGAAGGGCGGUUGGCAGACUUCAUUCAGUCUUACUCUCCUGAGGCUGUGCUGCCGCUGGCUGAUGGGGUCCUGAGCUUCAUCCAUCACCAAAUCAUAGAACUGUCUCGGGACUGCCUGACCAAAUCACAAGAAGGCCUCAUUACCACUGUGUACUUCUACGAGCUGCAGGAGAACCUGGAGAAACUAUUGCAUGAUGCACACGAGCGGUCGGAGAGUUCAGAACUGACUUUCGUCAUAGAGCUGGUGAAAAAGCUCCUCAUCAUAAUCUCUCGCCCUGCACGUCUCCUAGAGUGUCUGGAGUUUAACCCAGAGGAGUUCUACCACUUGCUGGAGGCAGCGGAGGACCAUGCCAAAGAGGGACACUUAAUGAAAACAGACAUCCCACGCUACAUCAUCAGCCAGCUAGGCCUGACCAAAGACCCUCUGGAGGAAAUGGUCAACCUGGACAGCUAUGACAGUGAGGGUCCCCUGACACCUGAGACUGAUGACUCUGCAGAGGGAAAGAUGAGAGUCAUGAAGCCACCUGGUGAAGCUGACUUUCAGACCAUCAAACUGAUAAGCAACGGUGCAUAUGGAGCUGUAUACCUGGUGCGCCACCUAGAGACACGGCAGCGUUUUGCUAUGAAGAAGAUCAACAAGCAGAACCUGAUACUGAGGAACCAGAUCCAGCAGGCCUUUGUGGAGAGAGACAUCCUCACCUUUGCCGAAAACCCUUUUGUGGUCAGCAUGUUCUGCUCCUUCGAGACUCGCAGACACCUCUGCAUGGUCAUGGAGUAUGUGGAGGGAGGAGACUGUGCCACACUGCUGAAGAACAUUGGAGCAUUACCUGUGGAGAUGGCUCGCAUGUACUUUGCUGAGACUGUUCUUGCUCUUGAAUACAUACACAAUUAUGGAGUGGUGCAUCGUGACCUCAAACCUGACAAUCUGUUGAUAACAUCUAUGGGCCACAUUAAGCUGACUGAUUUUGGCUUGUCUAAGAUGGGUCUAAUGAGUCUUACUACAAACCUGUAUGAAGGCCACAUUGAGAAGGACACCAGAGAGUUCCUUGACAAACAGGUGUGUGGCACCCCUGAAUAUAUUGCCCCAGAGGUGAUUUUGCGGCAGGGUUAUGGUAAGCCUGUGGACUGGUGGGCUAUGGGCAUCAUCCUCUAUGAAUUCCUGGUGGGCUGUGUACCUUUCUUCGGGGACACACCUGAGGAGCUGUUCGGACAGGUCAUCUCCGAUGACAUUGUGUGGCCUGAGGGUGAUGAAGCACUCCCUGCAGAUGCCCAGCACCUUAUCUCUGCUUUACUCCAGACCAACCCACUGAUCAGACUGGGCACAGGUGGUGCUUUUGAAGUGAAACAACACCCCUUCUUUUCUGAACUGGACUGGAACAGUUUGCUGAGGCAGAAAGCUGAGUUCAUACCUCACUUGGAGUCAGAAGAGGAUACCAGCUACUUUGAUACACGUUCCGAACGGUACCAUCAUGUUCACUCUUUUGAUGAAGAUGACACUAAUGAUGAUGAGCCUGUAGAGAUUCAUCGCUUCUCCUCCUGCUCCCCUCGCUUCAGCAAGGUGUAUAGCAGUAUGGAGCAUCUGUCCCAACUGGAGCACAAGCCUGUGGUGACCCGAAGAGAGCCUAAAGGUCAUCGGGAUGACCGGGGGAAAAGAGAGAGCCUGGGCAGCUUCACAAUGAGAGACAAAACAUGGAGGACAGGCUCACCUGAGAUGAAGCGUCUUUCGUGCUCAGAGUCCUCUUUCACAGAGUCUGACUCCAGUCCUCCGUCUGGUGCUCGCCGCCGUUUCUCUGCUCUAAUGGACACUCAUCGCUUUGCUUCUCCACUAGAGGGUGAAGCAGAGACACCAACACGACAGCCGCCAGUAAAAGCCAGAGGAAUGUCCUUAGAGGGCGCUACUCUGCCGGCCAGCUCAGGCCCAGUAGAGUCCUCUACUAUUGGACCAGGGAUGCCAGGAACACCAGGAGGAGACAAACUGCUGAAGCCUGCUGAUGCUGCCAUGGCAUCAGCACCACUACAUGUUCCGGACCUCUUUGGGCCGAGAGCUACGAGUGACCUGGUUCUCAGACGAGCGCGGCAUCACCAGCUCUCUGCUGAUGGGGAGAAACGAGCUCAGACUCGGACUGGCACCAAGGUCAUAAAGUCUGCUUCCGCCACUGCCUUAUCUGUAAUCAUACCUGCAGUAGAGCAGCAUGGGACAUCUCCGUUGGCCAGCCCGAUGUCUCCACGCUCUGUUUCCUCCAACCCGUCCUCACGAGACUCGUCCCCCAGCCGAGACUACUCUCCCUCUGUCAGCGUGCUACGAUCACCAAUUACCAUCCAACGCUCGGGCAAGAAGUAUGGCUUCACUCUUCGUGCCAUCCGAGUCUACAUGGGAGACAGUAACGUCUACAGUGUCCAUCACAUUGUCUGGCAUGUGGAGUGUGGUGGACCCGCCCAGGAGGCAGGUCUGUGUGCUGGUGACCUUAUCACCCAUGUGAAUGGAGAGUCUGUCCAUGGAUUGGUUCAUACAGAGGUGGUGGAACUCAUUCUAAAGAGUGGUAAUAAGGUAACAGUAACCACGACCCCGUUUGAGAACACCUCCAUUAAAAUUGGGCCUGCACGCAAGGCCAGCUACAAGGCCAAGAUGGCCCGCCGCAACAAGAGAUCGAUAACCAAAGAGGGGCAGGAGAGUAAGAAACGAAGCUCUCUUUUCCGUAAGAUCACUAAACAGUCAAACCUCCUGCACACCAGCCGCAGUCUGUCUUCUCUGAACCGCUCUCUGUCAUCUGGGGACAGUCUUCCUGGCUCUCCAACCCACGGCCUGUCAGCCCGCUCCCCCACACAGACCUACCGUUCUCCACCAGACUCUGCCUACCUUGGCACAUCUUCCCAGAGUAGCUCUCCUGCGUCUUCCACACCAAACUCCCCUGCUGCAUCGCAGCACAUGCGGCCAAGCUCUCUGCACGGCCUCUCCCCAAAACUGCACCGCCAGUACCGCUCAUCACGCUGCAAAUCAGCUGGGAACAUCCCUCUGUCUCCGCUGGCCCACACGCCUUCCCCGACUACGUCCUCACCACCCCCCAUCACCGGUCAUUCUGUCGGCAGUUCCAACACCACACAGACCUUUCCUGCCAAGCUGCACUCCUCUCCGCCAAUCACACGCCCGCGGCCCAAAAGUGCAGAACCACCUCGCUCACCUCUUCUCCAGCGGGUGCAGUCGGCUGAGAAGCUGGGCCCACCCCCUCCACCCUCAUUUCCAUCAGCGUCAUCACUGUCAGGGUCUUUUGCAUCGUCUGUCACAUGUCCAGAGAAGAAGGGAAGCCUCUCUGUGGCCAUGAGGAAGCACAGUCUGGAUGUGGCGCAUGCUGAAUAUCGCCGGGAAUCCUUCCACUGUGAGCAUGCCCUGCAGAGCCUCUUGGAGAUCGAAGGAGAAAACUCCCCUGUGCCGCCCACUCCUCCUGCUGCUGAGUCGCCCACACACAAGCUCUCGGAUGCAUGCCGCGAUGAUACACUCCAAAUGGCAAGCCGGAUAGGACGGCAGGGAUCUCCCUUAAGUCGCGACUUGUCGCUGACUGAAAAAGACAAACGGUCUGAGACAGUAGAGUCAAAAACAACCACUAAAAUGGAGUCAACCAAAGCAACUGUUAGCAUCAAUGGCAGUGCAGCCCAGAUCUCUGAGCCUGCAAAGCAAGACAAAGCACAGUCAAAGUCCCAGGCAACCCAGGCCUCCAUUCCAGCAGCCUCAGCAAAAGCAGCAGAUAAAGAACUAGCGGCCUCUGGAGGUAAAACUCCAUUAUUGAAACUAGAGACUGUUAGCGUGGGCUGUGAUCCAAAAACGCCUGAGCGGACCCCCACUGGCCAGAGUGCGGGAGUGCAGGAGCUAAAACACCAGGCUGUUCAGACAGUAGUUGGAAAAGGGCAAGAAAAAGGUAAAGUGGGGUGGGAGAGAGACGCCACAGCCAGGACAGGAGCUGUGGAGGUGGGGAAGUCUGGGAAGAGCACCCAGACUGUGGAUGCUAAUAUGAAGGUAUUAAGUGGAGGUGGUGAAAAGGGAGGUCCAGACAUCAAAGCUAAAGCUCCAUUAACAGAGGCAGGUCCAGCACAAACCAAGUCAAAGGAAGAAAAGACUCCGGCCCCAUCCAGCUCAGCCCGAGCCCCCCGGGAUGAGAGGUCUCUCCUGGAGGUUUUGGAGGAGAAUCCGGUUUCCCCCUCCCCUACUGCCCCAUCUCCUAGUGCAAGCAAAUCACGUGCCAUCUCCCCUGGCGACAGGUCGAGCUUCGUCACGCAGCUCACCAGUGUGGCCAAAACAGUGCUUGGGCCCAUGAAGCUAGGAUCUCAAGAUGGGGGCAAAGGAAAGGACUCGGGCACCAAAGUGAGUGACGAUAAGCGGGCAGGGACACUAGGAAAGUCUGAGGCUUCAUCUGGGGGCCGGCGUGCACCCACAGGCACAUGGCCUGGACCUGGAUCCUCCAAAUCCGAAAAGGCCUCGAGAAGCUCUUCCAAGCAUUCCUGAACUUCCUGUUUGGAAUUCUUGAACUUGUCAUGCAGCAUGUAUGACAUUAACAGCCACCAAAUCAACAAGAUACAUCUAUCCAACAAUGAAAAUGUCAAAGAAAAAGGUGCUUCAAAACUGUUGUCAAAUUCGUGUAUGUGUAUAGAUGGUGUUUUAUGUAGGUGUGACACCAUAUUUGUAUAUAGGAUAAAGAAGCCGUAUGUCUAUGUAGAUGCAUGUUAGAAAUUGUGAAUAAAAGAAAAAAAAAAAACAAAGAAUAUGAAAUGAAAAACUAAGCAAAGACCUAAUGCUCGUGAACAUCGUGCACAUCCAACCAUUCCCAGUCUGUAUAGCAAACAGCAAAUCACUCGUCGCCAACUCUCAUCAAUAUUUUUGACUGUGUUGGAAGAAAGACCUGGUCAAACAUUUCAAACAUUCAUGUUUCAGCCAGUGUAGAGGGGAAAUGUUUCAUGGUGUUAGGACGGUUUGGAGUUUAGCCUUGACCCUUUAACACUUUCUAAGGUUGACUUUCAGCUGAGGUGGAGGAAAAAUGUAUCCAACUUAAUCUCUGCCAUUAGGAUAUGUUGAAGCUUAUCAGCAGUUUCUAAAUGAAGUCAUGCAUCAAUCAAUUCUUUGACUGAACUGCUAAUGACUGUGAAAGGAAUUGUGUGUGUGUGUGUGUGUAUGUGUUUUGAAGGGGAAA
Messenger RNA from Colossoma macropomum (tambaqui), 6638 nucleotides. RefSeq names its product microtubule associated serine/threonine kinase 1b (gene mast1b). Gene Ontology annotation, molecular function: ATP binding; protein binding; protein serine/threonine kinase activity. The coding region runs from base 908 to 5956 and encodes 1682 amino acids. The record is from RefSeq and is a predicted model, not a curated record. Gene Ontology annotation, biological process: peptidyl-serine phosphorylation; intracellular signal transduction. The transcript has 27 exons. NCBI's taxonomy places the organism in Eukaryota, Metazoa, Chordata, Actinopteri, Characiformes, Serrasalmidae.